AUGUCUGAACCAAUCAAAAAGAAAAACGGAGAUAUUUCAAAAGCUCCAACUCCACAAAAUACUCCAUCAAGUGUUACUAAUUCAUAUAUGAAAUCAAAGCCACCAACAGUUUCAACAAUUGAAGAAAUUAAUGAAGAUCAAAAGGAAACAUUAGCUAAUAAUCCUGUUUUGUUAGGUAUGAUUGAAGAUAAAUUAGGAGAUUUAAUUGGUAAACAAUCAGGAUAUAUUGAAAACUUGCCAAAAGCUGUUAAAAAUAGAGUUUAUGGAUUAAAAUCUUUACAAAGAUCACAAAUGAAAUUAGAAGCUGAAUUUCAAAAAGAAUUAUUGGAAUUGGAAAAAAAAUUCUUUGAUAAAUAUCAACCAUUAUAUGAAAAGAGAAUGAAAAUUGUUAAUGGUGAAUUAGAACCAACUGCUGAAGAAAUUGAAGAAGGUGAACAAUUAGAAAAGGAAGAUCAAGAUGAAGAAGAUGAACAACCAGAAGAUGAAGAAGAAGAAGAGGAAGAAGAAGAUAAUGAUGAAGUUGGUAUUCCAGGAUUUUGGUUGACUGCUUUGGAAAACUUAACUACUGUUCAAGAAACUAUUACUGAUAGAGAUCUGGAAGUUUUACAAUCUUUGAUUGAUAUAAGAAUGAAAUAUUUAGACACUCCAGGAUUUCAAUUAAUUUUUGAAUUUAAAGAUAAUGAAUUUUUCAAUAAUAAAAUAUUAACUAAAACUUAUCAUUAUCAAGCUGAAUUGGGUUAUAGUGGUGAUUUCGUUUAUGAUCAUGCUGAUGGUUGUGAAAUUGAAUGGAAACUGAAAGAAAAUAAUGUUACUAUAAAUAUUGAAAGAAGAAAACAAAGAAAUAAAACCACUAAACAAAUAAGAACUAUUGAAAAAUUGACUCCAACUGAAUCAUUCUUUAAUUUUUUUGAUCCUCCAAAACCUCCAAAGGUUAAUGAUGACGAAGAUGGUGAACAUGAACACGAUGAAGAUGAAGAAGAAGAUGAAGAAGAAAUUGACGAAGAAUUGGAAGGUAGAUUAGAAUUGGAUUAUCAAUUGGGUGAAGAAAUUAAAGAUAGAUUAAUUCCAAGAGCAAUUGAUUGGUUUACUGGAGAUGCUGUUGAUUUUGCUUAUCCUGAUGAAUUCGAAGGUGAUGAAGAUGAAGAAUUCACUGAUGAAGAAGACGAUGAUGAAGACGAUGAAGAUGACGAUGAAGAAAAUCAACAAGGAGGCAAAACACAACCACCAGAAUGUAAGCAACAAUAA
Candida tropicalis MYA-3404 is the source of this 1245-nucleotide messenger RNA. RefSeq names its product histone chaperone (gene NAP1). Gene Ontology annotation, biological process: nucleosome assembly. Gene Ontology annotation, cellular component: nucleus; chromatin. The coding region runs from base 1 to 1245 and encodes 414 amino acids. The transcript has a single exon. Lineage: Eukaryota; Fungi; Ascomycota; Pichiomycetes; Serinales; Debaryomycetaceae. Gene Ontology annotation, molecular function: chromatin binding; histone binding. The record is from RefSeq and is a predicted model, not a curated record.